Pichia membranifaciens NRRL Y-2026 is the source of this 2223-nucleotide messenger RNA. RefSeq lists its product as hypothetical. NCBI's taxonomy places the organism in Eukaryota, Fungi, Ascomycota, Pichiomycetes, Pichiales, Pichiaceae. The transcript has 3 exons. Gene Ontology annotation, molecular function: ATP binding; protein serine/threonine kinase activity. Gene Ontology annotation, biological process: intracellular signal transduction; peptidyl-serine phosphorylation. The record is from RefSeq and is a predicted model, not a curated record. The annotation marks the transcript as partial.
AGGAAGAGGUCUGCAGCAGAUUUCCAGUUUUUGCAAUGUAUAGGAGAAGGUUCAUACUCAAAAGUUUAUCGUGCAGUGUCAAAGAAAAAUGUACACACCUACGCCAUCAAGAUUUUAAACAAACAGCAUAUACAUAAAGAGAAAAAGCGAAAGUAUGUGACAAUUGAAAAGAACACCUUAAACCUUCUAGGGAAACAUCCCGGGAUCGUCACGCUAUACUACACCUUCCAAGAUCCUAAAAGUCUAUACUUUGUAAUAGAUUUUGCACAAAACGGAGAAUUGUUAAAUCUGAUACAUAAGCUGGGGAGUCUCAGUGUGGAAUUAUCAAAAUACUAUACCAUUCAACUUAUAGAUACAAUUGCCUUCAUACAUGGAAAGGGCAUAAUUCACAGGGAUUUGAAGCCAGAGAAUAUUCUACUCGGCAGUGACUGGAAAUUGAUGAUAACCGACUUCGGAGCAGCCAAAUUUCUAGAUGAAACGAGACAACCACUAGGUAAAGUCAUAGGACCUGAAGAGAAUGAGGAUUCAACUGAUAGUCUUGGCUCUUUUGUCGGAACAGCAGAGUACAUUUCCCCGGAAUUGUUGAAGUACAACCAGUCGAGUUUUGCCAGUGAUUUUUGGUCCUUGGGAUGUAUAAUUUAUCAGAUGUUUGUUGGAAUUCCUCCAUUCAAGGCUUCCAAUGAGUACGAAACAUUUGAAAGAAUUGUGGAACUAAACUAUUCUUUCCCUGAUCCCCACAAAUUUCCUGUGCCUUCUUACGUGGUUGACUUGGUUCGUCAUUUGUUGAUCGAAGACCCAAACCAAAGAUUCGGUUCUGAAAGCGUAAUGGCACACACGUGGUUUAUAGACAUUGAUUGGCAAGAUAAAAGCAAGCUAUGGGGGCCGGUCCCGAAGCUCGAACCUUAUAAACCAGAAAAACAUUUCAGACUGAAACGAGCACAACUCCCAUCAGAACCUCAGCAAGUGCAAAAUGUAAAUAAUGUACAGAAGCAUACAAAUUCCAGUAUACAGCCAGUUUUGAAGAAGCAAAUAAUAAAUGCCCAAAACAAUACCCAUCUUAUGAACAAGGUUUUGAACAAUAGAAUUAAUGAAAAAAGUACUAUUAUUACUAAAAAAUUAGCCAACCCAAGCACAGGCUCUUCCACUACCCUCAAUUAUACUGCUCAAGCUUUAUCCAAUGGGAGGUCAGAUUCUAUUGGUUCACUUCAAGUGGACAGGAAACGGGUCGGAAACAAGCCGUCUAUACCUCCUUUACCUACGCAGAAAAAGCAAGUAUCCUCUCCUCGUCAAAACUCUUUGAGUUCUUUGCUGACGAACAAUGACUCCGCUAAGUCGGUAAUCAUAAAUUCGAAAAAGACGAAAACUCCAUCAACUACCCCGACAAUGCAUCCUCUAACGGCCAAACCUAUUGAUGCUUCACUCGCAUCUUCUUCGUAUUCUCCGACCAUGCCGGUCAAACCUACGAUGUCCCCCAAAAGCGGAUAUACCCAACUACCCUCUUUUAUCCAGAAGCCAAGAGUAACAUCGUCAGAUGCAGCAGCAGCAGCAGGAGCUAUUGGUACUCUGCUUACUCAUAAACGACACCUAAACUCAACCUCAAGCACGACCACACAAUAUAAGCAGCUGCACAAUCAUCAAAAACAAUUGAUCAAUCCUGUACUUUUAGAUAGGCAAAUACCCGCAAUUAUCACCUCAAAAUUAAUGCAGCAGGAAACCAUUUUAAAAUUAGACAACAUUUUCAAAAGCGAGAUAAGCCACAAGCCUAAUCAGUUUACUGCUCCUGGAGAAACGCUGAACCACUCAGUUUUAGAGAAGCUAAUUCAUAAAUAUGAAAGAGAUCUUGAGAAAGAUCUGAAGGCGUGUGUUCUGGUUAUAACAAGUUUUGCUCGUCUAUUCAUAUAUGAGCUAAACGAUGAUUUCCGCUUGCAUAAUCCUCAAAGUUCAACUCAAAUGCAAGCCUUGGACUUUUUCCUGAAAAUCAUUGAGAUCAAGCUGACCAACAAAAACGUGAGUCUUUACGAUUAUGAGUUUGACGAAGAAAUUCACGAGGGAUAUCUAAUUUUGGAAUUGGCUAACGUGAAUAAGUUGAUAUUUUUGAGUGCAUGGGAUAGAAGCAGACUGGUGAAAGGUGGGCUGAACUCAAAUGUGCGUGUUGGCUUUCACAUCAAUGAAAACGAGUCCUGGGUGAAAUCUUUUUUGAAGGCAAAGAAUUUGCUGAAGAAG